This is a messenger RNA of Sinocyclocheilus anshuiensis, 843 nucleotides long. RefSeq lists its product as uncharacterized. The transcript is spliced from 5 exons. Gene Ontology annotation, biological process: response to bacterium. Bases 1 to 843 code for a protein of 280 amino acids. Lineage: Eukaryota; Metazoa; Chordata; Actinopteri; Cypriniformes; Cyprinidae. The record is from RefSeq and is a predicted model, not a curated record.
AUGCUGAUCAUAAGAUUUUUUUUUUUUUUGUUCUCCUCAACAAUAGUAUGCUCCUCUGAUGUGGAUGUUUUUCAGGAGGAUAAUGUAAAAAUAGUUCGAGCUGGAGAGGAUGUGAACCUUACUUGCACAUUUUCAAAUGUUCUGCAAGCGACAAAAGCAUGGUUUAAACAGACGGCUGAUGGAAAAUCCUUACAAAUUGUCUCUUUAUUUUUAAAUCAACCACCCAGUUGGAAUGAGGACUUUGAGAAAACAAAUCGUUUUUAUGUUAUUAAAGGAGAUGAUCAUUUUAAUCUGACCAUUUUAAAGAUAAAGCUUUCAGACACAGCAACAUAUUUCUGUGUAGUCUCGUCAUAUCACAUCAUUAGAAUGGGUGCAGGAUCCAGAUUACUUGUCAGAGCCAUAGGUAGAAACACAACUCUUCAGCAGCCUUUGAUAGACACGCUUCAUCCAGGGGAUUCUGUGAGUUUGCAGUGCAGCAUCUUCACUGAGAGCUGUGCAGGAGAACACAGUGUCUACUGGUUCAGGCAAAGCUCAGGAGAAUCUCAAGGAGUGCUUUACACAAAAGGAGAGAGAAAUGGUCAGUGUGAGAACAGCACAGAGUUUCAAACACAGAGCUGUGUCUACAACCUCUUCAAGAGCAACAUAAAUCACUCUGAUUCUGGGAUUUACUACUGUGCUGUGGCCGCAUGUGGAGAGAUACUGUUUGGAAAAGGAACUGAACUAAAUUUUAGAGAGAGUGUCGAUGUGAAUCCAGCCCUGCUUGUUCUUGGAGUUUUAAACAUCAUAUUUUUGACUGCUGUUUUUCUGGCCAUAAAACUAUGUCAGGAUCCAAAUAAAAAGUGA